Messenger RNA from Macroventuria anomochaeta, 646 nucleotides. RefSeq lists its product as uncharacterized. The record is from RefSeq and is a predicted model, not a curated record. Lineage: Eukaryota; Fungi; Ascomycota; Dothideomycetes; Pleosporales; Didymellaceae. The transcript has a single exon. The coding region runs from base 140 to 508 and encodes 122 amino acids.
UUUCCGGAUGCUGGGUCAUGGAAUCGGUUGUAUGAUGCGUAAGUCUCCUUGUCUAAGCGUUGGUUAAGGGGAGGGUUGCUGACGUUUCAUAGCAUUGUGCAACAUCAAGAUGUGAAGUUUACCGUCAUCAACCCCGACAAUGGGCCAGGAAAUGGCACGCGGCCAUGCACGGAGUACAUUGACGUUCUCAACGCCUUGGAAGUCUACCCUCACGUACAGACUCGGCUAUAUCCGCACCAAUCGCGGAACCGGCGACAAUGCCACCGUUCGUGCUGAGAUAGCGACCUACAGCGGCUGGUCGAAGUUCAGGAUCUCAGACUUAACGGUAUCUUAUUUGACCAGACACCACACAAGGACGAGGGAAAUGCGAGCGAGUAUCUCAGGAACAUCAGUGCUACGGUGCGGCACUCCGAUGGGUUCUUGGAGCCGAAGUUGGUGGUGCACAAUCCAGGUCGUGUGCCAGACGUCGGACUGGUGCGUUACAGGACCGACAGAUAGUCGUGUUUGAAGGUACAUAUGCGGAUUUGCCAGGCUGCGAGCACCUGAAGAUUAGCGUAAAGGAGCUGGAGCUGCACAGUCUGCACAGGCAGAACUUUGGGAUGCUGGUACAUUCGACGCUCUCAAACACUGGCAAUGUACGCCUGCG